GGGAGACUGCACCUGGCUGCAAGCCCCAGCAGAAGUUCGAGAGUAGAGUCACCAGGGUGAGGGAGACCAGGCAUGGCGUGCGCCCCAGGACCAGACCCACUGGGGGACAGCAGUGGGGACGAGAGGCCCAAGUGGGACAACAAGCUCCAGUAUGUCCUGAGCUGUGUGGGGUUUGCCGUGGGCCUGGGCAACAUCUGGAGGUUCCCGUACCUGUGCCAGAGCCAUGGCGGAGGGGCCUUCCUCAUUCCCUACCUCAUCGCCCUGGCCUUCGAAGGAAUCCCGCUCUUCCACCUGGAGCUCGCCAUCGGCCAGCGUCUGCGCCAAGGCAGCGUCGGGGUGUGGACGACCAUCUCCCCCUACCUGGGUGGCGUUGGUCUGGGCUGCCUCACCUUGUCCUUCCUGAUCAGCCUCUACUACAACACCGUCCUGUCCUGGGUGUUGUGGUACUUCCUCAACUCCUUCCAACAGCCACUGCCCUGGGGAUCCUGCCCGCUGGACGUCAACCGGACAGGGUUCGUGAAGGAGUGUGAGGGCAGCAGCACUGUCAGCUACUUCUGGUACCGGCGGACGCUGAACAUCACAGCCGACAUCAACUACAGUGGUUCCGUCCAGUGGUGGCUGCUGGUCUGCUUGGCUGCCAGCUGGGCAAUCGUAUACCUGUGUGUCAUCAGGGGCAUCGAAUCCACGGGGAAGGCAAUUUAUUUCACAGCCUUGUUCCCCUACCUGGUCCUGACGAUCUUCCUUGUUAGAGGACUCACCCUGCCCGGGGCGGCCGAAGGGUUAACCUUCCUGUUCACUCCCAAUAUACAGACUCUCCAGAACCCCCGGGUGUGGCUGGAUGCGGCCACCCAGAUAUUCUUCUCUCUGUCUUUGGCCUCUGGAGGACACAUUGCGUUCGCAAGUUACAACCCAUCCAGGAACAACUGUGAGAAGGACGCAGUGAUCAUCGCCCUGGUCAACAGCACCACCUCCCUCUACGCCUCCAUUGUGGUCUUCUCCGUCCUGGGGUUCAAGGCGGCCAAUGACUACGGGCGCUGCUUGGACAGGAACAUCCUCAGCCUCACCAAUGAGUUUGACUUCCCCGACCAGAGCAUCUCCAGGGACAACUAUGCUGCUGUCCUCACACACCUGAACGCCACCCAGACCAACAUGGUGGCCAGGCUGCACCUGGAGUCCUGCCAUCUGCAAGACUUUCUGGAUAAGAGCGCCUCCGGCACGGGCCUGGCCUUCAUUGUCUUCACGGAGGCCAUCCUGCACAUGCCAGGGGCACCCGUGUGGGCGGUGCUCUUCUUCAUCACGCUGUUCACCCUGGGGCUGUCAUCCAUGUUCGGGAACAUGGAGGGUAUCAUCACGCCGAUCUUGGAUACAGGGGUCAUGCCAAGAUGGGUGCCCAAGGAGGCCAUUACAGGGGCCGUCUGCCUGGUCUGCUUCCUCUCGUCCUCCUGUUUCACGCUGCAGUCUGGGAACUACUGGCUCGAGAUUUUCGACAACUACGCUGCCUCCCUGAACCUAAUCAUGUUCGCCUUCAUGGAGGUGGUCGGUGUCAUCUACGUUUAUGGGAUGGAAAAGUUCUGUGACGACAUAGCAUGGAUGACGGGGAGGCAGCCUGGCUUCUACUGGCGGGCGACCUGGAAGGUCGUGAGUCCCCUCCUGCUGCUGACGAUCCUCACGGCUUACAUGGUCGUCAUGGUCCGGACAACGAUGAGCUAUCGGGCCUGGGACCCCCAAUAUAAGCAGUUCCCCUUGGGGCAGGAGAAGUCCUACCCGGGCUGGGUGCAGGCUGUCUGUGUGCUUCUGUCCCUGCUGCCUGCACUGUGGGUCCCGGCGGUUGCACUGGCCCAGUGGUUUGCCCGGCGCAGACGGAAGCAGAAGAGCAUGCAGCAGGACACAUGCCUGAAGUUGCAGGACAGCAUAGCCUGCUGAGGGUGGGGAGAGCCUAAGCUGUAUGUCCUUCGCCCACAGAUCACCCAACCCCAUUAUAUUCACCCCUGAACCCGAGACCUGUGGUUGUGGCUUCCAGACACUCUCCCGAACGCUGACCCUGCUCAGUGGUCAGACCAGCUUCGACAUCACAGUCCACGCUGUUCUCCAAACAGGAGAUGGCCCAGCACCUGGCUCCUGGGGCCCUGCAGUCCGGCGCUCUGCAAAGCAUGUCUGGGUGGCCAUAGGUUGUGCCUGGCAAAUCCAUGGGCAAAAGGGCAGGGAGGUCCCACUGCCAAGCAGGCCAGCAGAGGGGGCUCUAAGGUGGCCACAUCCACAGCCUGUGCAGCGGGGUCUCCCAGCACACAAGUUGUGGGAAUCGUAGGGCUGACCUCCAGUGAGAAGUGAACAGGCCCUGGGCCCACAGCAGCUCCUGCACCUAGAGCCCUUGGGUCAUGGCGGGGUCUGUCGUGACCGUGUAGAUGAAGGGGAACCGCGUAGGCAGCAGGAACACAGGCUUUUUUCAGGCGAGGUGGGCAGCCUCAUGUGGGGAAUUGCCAUAGGAGACCCAUGGGCAUCCCAAGACUCCAAAAUGGAAACGGGCCCUCAAGGGAGCAGUUAGCCUGGCCAGGGAGCUGGGCGCUGGCUGGUUUCUCCUGAGGUUGUAUCAGAAACAGUACCUUCCAUUCUUUUAAAACUCUCAGAGGA
This is a messenger RNA of Phyllostomus discolor (pale spear-nosed bat), 2628 nucleotides long. It is a transcript of the gene SLC6A18, whose product is annotated as solute carrier family 6 member 18. Lineage: Eukaryota; Metazoa; Chordata; Mammalia; Chiroptera; Phyllostomidae. Gene Ontology annotation, cellular component: plasma membrane. Gene Ontology annotation, biological process: sodium ion transmembrane transport. Bases 73 to 1923 code for a protein of 616 amino acids. The transcript is spliced from 12 exons. The record is from RefSeq and is a predicted model, not a curated record.